Molecule: messenger RNA, 7323 nt
Organism: Ostrinia furnacalis (Asian corn borer)
Lineage: Eukaryota; Metazoa; Arthropoda; Insecta; Lepidoptera; Crambidae
Gene: Prp8
Product: pre-mRNA processing factor 8
Exons: 34
Coding region: 154-7248 (2364 amino acids)
Biological process (GO): spliceosomal tri-snRNP complex assembly; mRNA splicing, via spliceosome
Cellular component (GO): catalytic step 2 spliceosome; U5 snRNP
Molecular function (GO): pre-mRNA intronic binding; U6 snRNA binding; U5 snRNA binding
Source: RefSeq, a predicted model, not a curated record
AUUUUAUUGUCAAAAUCGCAUUGCAAAUGGCCGUUUACCAAGCACGCAUUUUUACAAUAGUUUAUCGAUUGUAACUCUUGAGUUUUGUUAAUUUACGGUGAUUAUAUGACGCGCUACAAAUAUAGUGGUUAAGUAAAACAAAAGGCGGUCAGCAUGUCGCUGCCGCCGUACCUGCUGGGGCCCAACCCCUGGGCCACGAUGAUGGCGCAGCAGCAGUUGGCGGCAGCGCAGCAAGCAGCCUUGCAGGCUCACGCUGCCGCCGCUGCUGCCGCGCCGCCGGUGCCGCCCUCGCAGCCCCCCAAGCCGCACCACAUUCCCGAGGAGAAGAUAAAGGAAAAAGCCCAAAAAUGGCUACAACUCCAGUCCAAACGUUUCGCCGAAAAACGCAAGUUUGGUUUUGUAGACGCACAAAAAGAGGAUAUGCCACCAGAGCACAUCCGAAAGAUCAUAAGGGACCACGGAGACAUGACCAGCAGGAAAUACCGUCACGACAAACGUGUAUACCUGGGAGCUCUCAAAUACAUGCCCCAUGCUGUCAUGAAACUGCUAGAAAACAUGCCUAUGCCCUGGGAACAAAUCAGGGACGUCAGAGUCCUGUAUCACAUAACCGGUGCCAUCACAUUUGUGAAUGAAAUCCCAUGGGUGAUUGAACCAGUCUACAUAGCUCAAUGGGGAACCAUGUGGAUCAUGAUGCGUCGUGAAAAACGCGAUCGUCGGCACUUCAAACGCAUGAGGUUCCCUCCUUUCGAUGAUGAGGAACCUCCUCUAGAUUACGCCGAUAACAUCCUCGAUGUUGAGCCUCUAGAACCCAUCCAAAUUGAACUGGAUCCUGAGGAAGAUGGAGCUAUUGCUUCCUGGUUCUAUGACCACAAGCCCUUGCUGGGUACCAAACAUGUCAAUGGAUCCACAUACAGAAAGUGGAAUUUGACUUUACCACAGAUGGCGACACUGUACCGUCUUGCCAACCAGCUGCUGACGGACUUGGUGGAUGACAAUUAUUUCUACCUCUUUGAUUCAAAGAGCUUUUUCACAGCAAAAGCAUUGAACAUGGCAAUACCAGGUGGUCCCAAGUUUGAGCCAUUAGUCAAAGACAACUCAGCCGGAGACGAAGACUGGAAUGAGUUCAAUGACAUCAACAAGAUCAUUAUUCGCCAGCCCAUCAGGACGGAAUACAGGAUUGCUUUUCCGUAUUUAUACAACAACUUGCCACACUUUGUGCAACUUUCUUGGUAUCACACACCAAAUGUGGUCUACAUCAAGACAGAAGAUCCUGAUUUGCCAGCAUUUUACUUUGAUCCGUUGAUCAACCCGAUUUCGCACCGGCACUCAGUGAAGUCUCUGGACCCCGUGCCAGAAGAAGAGGACUUUGUUUUACCUGAAGAAGUGUCUCCAUUCCUGCAGGAGACAGCCUUGUACACAGACAACACAGCGAAUGGGAUUGCAUUGCUGUGGGCUCCCAGACCUUUCAACAUGAGAUCUGGCCGCUCGCGCCGAGCCAUCGAUGUGCCUCUGGUCAAGACGUGGUACAAAGAGCACUGCCCGCCUGGACAGCCUGUCAAGGUCAGGGUAUCAUACCAGAAGCUGCUGAAGUACUAUGUACUGAACGCACUGAAGCAUAGACCGCCCAAGCCACAGAAGAAGAGGUACCUCUUCCGCUCAUUCAAGUCCACAAAAUUCUUCCAAACGACCACCUUAGACUGGGUGGAGGCAGGGCUCCAGGUGUGCCGCCAGGGCUACAAUAUGCUCAACCUGCUCAUCCACCGCAAGAACCUGAACUACCUGCAUCUGGACUACAACUUCAAUCUGAAGCCGGUGAAGACGCUGACCACUAAAGAGCGCAAGAAGUCCCGGUUUGGAAAUGCAUUCCAUUUAUGCCGCGAGAUCCUCCGUCUCACGAAGCUGAUCGUGGACUCCCACGUGCAGUACCGUCUAAACAACGUGGAUUCCUUCCAACUGGCCGACGGUCUGCAGUACAUAUUCGCGCACGUCGGACAGCUGACCGGAAUGUACCGGUACAAGUACAAGCUGAUGAGGCAGAUCAGGAUGUGCAAGGAUCUGAAGCAUCUCAUCUACUACAGGUUCAAUACUGGUCCCGUCUCCAAAGGUCCCGGGUGCGGAUUCUGGGCGCCCGGGUGGCGAGUGUGGCUGUUCUUCAUGAGAGGAAUCACGCCACUGCUGGAGCGGUGGCUCGGAAACCUGCUCUCGAGGCAGUUCGAGGGACGACACUCGAAAGGAGUCGCCAAGACGGUGACCAAGCAGCGCGUCGAGUCUCACUUCGACUUGGAGCUGCGAGCGUCCGUCAUGCACGACAUCGUGGACAUGAUGCCCGAAGGCAUCAAGCAGAACAAGGCUAGGACCAUCCUGCAACACCUGUCGGAGGCCUGGAGAUGCUGGAAAGCCAACAUUCCUUGGAAGGUGCCCGGCCUCCCAACCCCGAUCGAGAACAUGAUCCUCCGCUACGUGAAGAUGAAGGCGGACUGGUGGACCAACACGGCGCACUACAACCGCGAGCGCAUCCGGCGCGGCGCCACCGUCGACAAGACCGUCUGCAAGAAGAACCUCGGCCGCCUCACCCGGCUCUACCUCAAGGCCGAGCAGGAGCGCCAGCACAACUACUUGAAGGACGGCCCCUACAUAUCUCCCGAAGAAGCCGUGGCGAUCUACACAACCACAGUGCACUGGCUGGAGUCCCGGCGCUUCGCCCCGAUCCCGUUCCCGCCGCUGUCAUACAAGCACGAUACAAAACUGCUCAUCUUGGCUCUCGAGCGGCUCAAGGAGGCUUACAGCGUGAAGUCCCGGCUCAAUCAGAGCCAGAGAGAAGAGUUGGGGCUCAUUGAGCAGGCGUACGAUAACCCGCACGAGGCCUUGUCCAGGAUCAAGCGACAUCUGCUCACGCAGAGGACUUUCAGAGAGGUCGGCAUAGAGUUCAUGGACCUCUAUUCCCACUUGGUGCCGGUAUACGACGUGGAGCCCCUAGAAAAGAUCACGGACGCGUACCUCGAUCAGUAUCUGUGGUAUGAGGCCGACAAGCGACGCCUGCUGCCUCCCUGGGUGAAACCAGCGGAUACAGAACCUUCACCGCUGCUGGUCUACAAAUGGUGCCAGGGCAUCAACAAUCUACAAGACGUGUGGGAGGUGGGAGAGGGCGAGUGCAACGUGCUUCUAGAGUCGCGUUUCGAGAAGCUAUACGAGAAGAUAGAUCUGACGCUGCUCAACCGACUGCUUCGGCUGAUCGUCGACCACAACAUCGCCGACUACAUGACCGCCAAGAACAACGUCGUCAUCAACUACAAGGACAUGAAUCACACAAACUCCUACGGCAUCAUCCGAGGUCUCCAGUUCGCGUCGUUCAUAGUGCAGUACUACGGUCUAGUUCUGGACCUGUUAGUGCUGGGGCUGCAACGUGCGAGCGAGAUGGCAGGCCCGCCGCAGUUGCCCAACGACUUCCUGUCGUACCAGGACCGCCAGACAGAGACGGCGCAUCCCAUACGGCUGUACUGCCGAUAUGUGGACAGGAUUCAUAUAUUCUUCAGGUUCACAGCAGAAGAAGCCCGCGAUUUAAUUCAGCGCUACCUGACGGAGCAUCCUGAUCCCAACAAUGAAAACAUUGUUGGCUACAACAACAAGAAGUGCUGGCCCAGAGACGCGCGCAUGCGGCUCAUGAAGCAUGACGUCAAUCUGGGCCGCGCGGUAUUCUGGGACAUCAAGAACCGUCUGCCGCGCUCGGUCACCACCAUCCAGUGGGAGAACAGCUUCGUCUCAGUCUACUCGAAGGACAACCCCAAUCUCCUGUUCAACAUGGCCGGAUUUGAGUGCAGGAUAUUGCCUAAAUGCCGAAGCCAACACGAGGAGUUAUCUCACCGCGAUGGCGUGUGGAACCUCCAAAACGAAGUCACCAAGGAGCGCACAGCUCAGUGCUACUUGCGAGUGGACGACGAGUCGCUCGCCCGGUUCCACAACCGAGUCAGGCAGAUCCUCAUGGCAUCUGGAUCGACUACAUUCACGAAGAUUGUCAACAAGUGGAACACUGCUCUGAUUGGUCUAAUGACAUACUUCCGCGAGGCAGUAGUGAACACACAAGAGCUCCUCGACCUCCUAGUCAAGUGCGAAAACAAGAUCCAGACUCGAAUCAAAAUCGGCCUGAACUCCAAAAUGCCUUCCCGAUUCCCUCCCGUCGUGUUCUACACGCCCAAAGAGUUGGGAGGGCUCGGCAUGCUGUCUAUGGGACACGUUUUGAUUCCACAGUCCGAUCUCCGCUGGUCGAAACAAACUGACGUGGGCAUCACCCACUUCAGAUCCGGUAUGUCGCACGACGAGGACCAGCUGAUUCCCAACUUGUACCGCUACAUCCAGCCGUGGGAGGCCGAGUUUGUGGACUCGCAGCGAGUGUGGGCCGAAUACGCCCUGAAGCGGCAGGAGGCUAACGCUCAGAACAGGCGUUUGACACUGGAGGAUUUGGAAGACUCGUGGGACAGAGGCAUUCCCAGGAUCAACACGCUGUUCCAGAAGGACAGGCAUACGCUCGCCUACGACAAGGGAUGGCGUAUCCGUACGGAGUUCAAGCAGUAUCAGGUCCUAAAACAGAAUCCGUUCUGGUGGACGCACCAGCGCCACGACGGCAAGCUGUGGAACCUGAACAACUACAGGACCGACAUGAUUCAAGCGCUAGGAGGCGUUGAAGGCAUCCUCGAACACACGCUCUUCAAAGGCACAUACUUCCCUACGUGGGAGGGUCUCUUCUGGGAAAAGGCCUCCGGCUUCGAAGAGUCGAUGAAGUACAAAAAGCUCACAAACGCUCAGCGAUCCGGUUUGAACCAGAUCCCGAACCGUCGGUUCACGCUGUGGUGGUCGCCCACCAUCAACCGUGCCAAUGUGUACGUCGGUUUCCAGGUACAACUGGACUUGACAGGAAUCUUCAUGCAUGGCAAGAUCCCCACGCUAAAGAUCUCGCUGAUCCAGAUAUUCAGAGCCCACUUGUGGCAGAAGGUGCACGAGUCUAUUGUCAUGGACUUAUGUCAGGUGUUCGAUCAAGAGCUCGACGCCUUAGAAAUCGAGACAGUGCAAAAAGAAACCAUUCACCCCAGGAAGUCGUACAAGAUGAACUCGUCCUGCGCUGAUAUACUGCUGUUCUCUGCUUAUAAGUGGAACGUGUCCAGGCCAUCGCUGCUCGCUGACACCAAAGACACGAUGGACAACACAACGACUCAGAAGUACUGGCUCGACAUCCAACUGCGUUGGGGUGACUACGACUCGCACGAUGUGGAAAGAUACGCGCGAGCCAAGUUUCUGGAUUACACCACGGAUAACAUGUCCAUAUACCCGUCGCCCACGGGACUGCUUAUUGCCAUCGACUUGGCCUACAAUUUGCACAGCGCAUACGGCAACUGGUUCCCCGGCUGCAAGCCUUUGAUCCAGCAGGCCAUGGCCAAGAUCAUGAAGGCCAACCCGGCGUUAUACGUGCUUCGAGAGAGAAUACGCAAGGCGCUGCAGCUGUACUCGUCGGAACCCACGGAGCCCUAUCUUUCCAGCCAGAACUAUGGGGAACUGUUCUCCAACCAGAUCAUCUGGUUCGUCGACGACACAAACGUGUACCGCGUGACUAUCCACAAGACGUUCGAAGGCAAUCUAACCACGAAGCCCAUCAACGGCGCCAUCUUCAUCUUCAACCCGCGCACCGGACAGCUGUUCCUCAAGAUCAUCCACACCAGCGUCUGGGCCGGACAGAAGCGUCUCGGACAGCUCGCCAAAUGGAAGACGGCCGAAGAAGUGGCCGCGCUGAUUCGGUCGCUGCCCGUAGAAGAGCAGCCUAAGCAGAUCAUCGUCACCAGGAAGGGAAUGUUGGACCCGCUUGAGGUCCACUUGCUCGACUUCCCGAACAUCGUGAUCAAGGGCUCUGAGCUACAGCUGCCGUUCCAGGCCUGCCUGAAGGUGGAGAAGUUCGGCGACCUCAUCCUCAAGGCGACCGAGCCUCAGAUGGUGCUGUUCAACCUCUACGACGACUGGCUGAAGACCAUCUCUUCGUACACGGCCUUCAGUCGUCUGAUUCUCAUCCUUCGCGCUCUACACGUGAAUACGGAACGCACCAAGGUUCUGCUGAAGCCGGACAAGACGACUCUGACGGAGCCGCACCACAUCUGGCCCACUCUGUCCGACGACGACUGGAUCAAGGUGGAAGUCCAGCUCAAGGACUUGAUAUUGGCUGAUUAUGGCAAGAAGAACAACGUCAACGUGGCCUCGCUCACCCAAUCCGAGAUCCGCGACAUCAUCCUGGGAAUGGAGAUCUCCGCGCCAUCGGCCCAGCGGCAGCAGAUCGCCGAGAUUGAGAAGCAGAGCAAGGAACAGAGCCAGCUAACGGCCACCACCACGCGCACGGUCAACAAGCACGGCGACGAGAUCAUCACGUCCACCACCAGCAACUACGAGUCGCAGACCUUCAGUUCGAAGACGGAAUGGCGCGUGCGUGCGAUCUCGGCGACCAACCUGCAUUUGCGCACCAACCACAUCUACGUGAGCUCGGACGACAUCAAGGAGAGCGGCUACACGUACAUCCUGCCCAAGAACCUGCUCAAGAAGUUCGUCACCAUUUCAGACUUGAGAGCGCAGAUCGCGUGCUACCUCUACGGCACGUCGCCAGCCGACAACCCUAUGGUGCGCGAGGUGCACUGCGCGGUGGUCCCGCCGCAGUGGGGCACGCACCAGCAGGUGCACCUGCCGCGCCAGCCGCCAAGACACCCGGCGCUUGGGCAGCUGCAGCCGCUAGGAUGGAUGCACACGCAGCCUAAUGAGCUGCCGCAGCUGUCGCCACAGGACAUAACAACGCACGCGAAAAUAAUGGCCGAAAAUCCGUCCUGGGACGGCGAGAAGACGAUCAUCAUAACGUGCUCGUUCACACCAGGGUCGUGUUCGCUCACCGCCUACAAGCUCACCCCUAGCGGGUACGAGUGGGGCGCAAGGAACACCGACCGAGGGAACAACCCUAAGGGAUACCUCCCGAGCCAUUAUGAAAGAGUGCAGAUGUUGCUGUCUGAUCGCUUCUUGGGAUACUUCAUGGUGCCUUCGCAGGGAAGCUGGAAUUACAACUUUAUGGGCGUCCGGCACGACCCGAACAUGAAAUACGGCGUUCAACUCGGCAACCCUCGGGAAUUCUACCACGAGGUGCACCGGCCGGCUCACUUCAUGAACUUCGCAGCGAUGGAAGACGCUGCCGCGCCAACCCUCGCGGCAGACAGAGAAGACUUGUUCGCGUAGAUUAAGCUUUUGUAGGGAUCAAUGUCGAUCGCCUGUAAAUAGCGUUAAGAGAAAUACAUUUUAAUAAAUUUGAAA